UCUCUCCUGGGUUAGAGGAGGGUUAGCUGAAGCUCCUCCGUUAUGAUGUGAAAUUUACAGGGUUUAAUUUCCACAAUCUGAGCAUUAUUUCCAGCGUGUAGAUCAGGUUUAUUUACAGUAUCAGUAAGAUAUCAGUGCAGUAUGAGUGUUAUUCUCAGUUCUGAGCUCCGUGUGAGGGAUAUAAAGGAGUUGGACUGAAAGCUGAGGACUUUUCUCUGAGCUGAAUGUUACUGGAGCUGAACUGAGGAGCUGCUUCACGGGUUAAAUUCUGUCUUUAAAAGCUCUGCUGUGGGUCCUGCUGCCACAGUGAACUGAAGAACCAUCUAAAAUCAGGAGUGGAUAUCCUGAAAAAGAUGGAGCUGAACUCUAACUGUGUACCCCUCUGAAGACUGAUCUCAGGAACAGAGAUGAAGAUUCUCUGGGUGAUGCUGCUAAUUUUCUCUGGCCUAAUGGAGACCCUGUCAGAGCGCUUUAAGGUAGUGGGUCCAGCUGCUCCUCUUGUUGCUGUAGCUGGUGAAGAUCUGAUUCUGCCCUGUUCUCUCCAACCCAACAUCAGUGCUGAGGGUAUGAUGGUGGAGUGGUACAGACAGCAUGAGACAGACACGCUAGUUCACCUGUAUGUAGAUCGUGAAGAGAAAAAUGAAGAACAGAUGGAGUCUUACAGAGGAAGAACAGCUCUGUUUAAAGAAGAACUGAAGAAAGGAAACGCCUCACUGAAACUCUCAGCUCUCCAACCUUCUGACGAUGGAGAUUACACGUGUUUUAUUCGGGAUGUGGAUUCCUAUGCUGAUGUAACGCUUUAUGUUGAAGUUAAAGGAAAAGGUUUUCAUGGUUGGAAGAUUGUCAUCAUCUGCAUUACAGUUUUUGCUGUUAUUUUAGCUGCCUUCACUGCGUACAUCUUAAAAGAUAAAUACUCUGAAAAGCAGCUCUCUCCUACACAGUGCUCAGUUAUAACCUACAUGCGUCUCCACACCGAGAAUCCCUGCAAAGAGCUGGACCUGAGAAAAUUCAGCACAUCAGAGGAAGGAUACAGGAGACUCAUCCCAGCUGUAUCAAACUGCAGGAAGGCUCAAUUAGCUGGCUGUAAUCUCACUGAGCAGUCUAUUGAAACCUUAAGUACAGCUCUACAGUCAGAAAACUCCACCCUGAAAGAGCUGGACCUCAGUAACAACAACCUGCAGGGAUCAAGGAUGGAGAAACUCUCUGCUGCAUUAAAGAGUUCAAACUGUAAACUGGAGAUACUCAGAUUAUCUGCCUGUAAACUCAGUAAAGACUCAUGUGAGGAUCUGCAGUCAGUUUUACAAUCACAAAACUCCUCACUAAAAGAGCUGGACCUCACUAACAACAACCUAGAGGACUCAGGAAUGAAGAAACUCUCUGCUGGACUGAAGAGUUCACAUUGUAAACUGGAGAUACUCAGACUUGCUACGUGUAAACUCAGUAAACAGUCCAUUGAGACACUUCAGUUAGUUUUACAAUCAGAAAACAACUCCCUGAAAGUGCUGGACCUCAGUAAUAAUGACCUGCAGGAUUCCAUAGAGAAAGUCUUUGCUGGACUCAAGAGUUCACACUGUAAACUGGAAACUUUCAGACUAGCUUUGUGUAAUCUUGGGGAACAGUCCUGUGAGAGUCUGGGAUCAGUUUUUAAUCUGGAAACCUCCUCCCUGAAAGUGCUGGAUCUCAGUAAUAAUGACCUGCAGGAUUCAGGAGUGGAGAAACUCUGUUCUGAACUGAAGAGUUCACACUGUAAACUGGAGAUACUCAGGUUAUCUGGUUGUAUGAUCACAGAGAAAGGAUGUUCAUCUUUGGCUUCAUCUUUGAGUUCAAACCUGAAAGAACUGGAUCUGACCUACAAUAACCCAGGAGAGUCUGGAGUGAAAGAGCUCUCUAAUAAACUAAAGGAUCCACACUGCAAACUCAGCACACUCAGAGUGGAGCAUGGAGGGAAUGUCAGAAUGAAAACAGGACUACAGAAAUAUGGCUGUGAUCUCACACUGGAUCCAAACACAGCGCACAGAUCUCUCUCUAUGAGUGAAGAGAACAGGAGGGUGGAGGACGGAGGAGAGAGGCAGUCGUAUCCUGAUCAUCCAGAGAGAUUUGAUUGUUGGGUUCAGGUUCUGAGUAGAGAGAGAGUUACUGGACGCUGUUACUGGGAGGCUGAGUGGAGCGGAAGAGAAGGAGCUGAUGUAGCUCUGAGUUAUAAAAACAUCAGCAGGAAAGGAGGAGGUUUAGACUCUCAGUUUGGAGGGAAUGAAAAGUCCUGGAGACUGGAGAUCGAUAACAACAGUUACUCUGUUCUUCACAAUAAUAACAGAACUGAUCUCCCUCCUCCUCCCUCUCCCUCUAACAGAGUAGGAGUGUAUGUGGACUGUCCUGCCGGCACUCUGUCCUUCUACAGUAUCUCCUCUCAUACAUCCACACCCUCCUCACACACACCCUCACACACACCCUCACCCCCGCAUACACCCUCACACACACCCCCACACACACCCUCACACACACCCACACACUCACACUCACCCUCACACACCCAAACACUCACACAUUUACACACAUUCUACACCACAUUCACUGAACCGCUCUAUGCUGGGUUUUAUGUUUACAUGGGCUCCUCAGUGUGUCUGUGUAAAAUAGAAUAGUGUGUGUGUAUGUGUGAGCAAGUGACUGUGUGUUUGAGAGAGAUGUAUGUGUCUGGUGCUCCUGUUUCUCCCACACUCAGCUCUGACGGAGGUUCUCAGUCUAUCAACUACACUACCCAGAGCGCACCACCCGCUGACAUCACACUCACACCCGAUCACAUGACGCAUCACAUGCUUCCUCCCGGAAGUCCUGAGUAGUAAUCACUGGCACUAUAUAAGAGCUUCUCACGCGUUACUGUUCUCUGUCUCUGUAUUUUUCGUGUAUGACCUUGUUCUUUGUUUUUUCAACGCCGAUUUUUGCCUACUCCCUUCUGUUUGGAUUUACAGUGUUUAACCUGAACUGUUUAUCGUUUAUGGUAUGGUUUUGUCUAUGUGGCUACUGUAUUCCAGUAAUUUACUGUUUCUGUUUUUGACUACUCAUUCAUACUCAUUCAUUCCUUUAAUAAAUACUCAAAUCUGUAUCUGCGAG
This is a messenger RNA of Astyanax mexicanus (Mexican tetra), 3108 nucleotides long. RefSeq lists its product as uncharacterized. Lineage: Eukaryota; Metazoa; Chordata; Actinopteri; Characiformes; Acestrorhamphidae. Gene Ontology annotation, molecular function: protein binding. The transcript has 14 exons. The coding region runs from base 408 to 2639 and encodes 743 amino acids. The record is from RefSeq and is a predicted model, not a curated record.